CUUUCCCCCCGCACCGAAGGUCAGCUGUCUCCGUUCAUUUGCCCUUCUGCGCCAAAUUUUCCGGGCGGAGAAUCCCCUCCUUAUGAAUGGAUUACACUCCGUCUCAAUCUCCUCCAGCAAGAGAUUCCGAGUAUGUCCUCCGGGCACCCGUGGGAGGGUACUAUCCUUACGGCUCGCCCAUAGUGCCCAAUCUGCCACGCGCCCGGCUCCGGCUCCACUGCAAUCUCCAUCAGCGGCCUCGAAGGGGUCCGGGGGGAACAUCCCUGAUAAUUCCAGGGUGCUUUCAGCACUUGAUACCAGCAUCACGGGACUCACUCCAAUCGCCAUUUACCGGCGCGAUCCACCCAUUAGAAAACUCCUACAGGCGAUAGAGAAUAGGUCUGAUCCGGCAAUAUGGCACCACUUCAUGCAGGCACAUAAUCAAGGUCUCACGUAUCAAUUGUCUGCCGGGGAGUUCUCUUCAGUAUUGCUUUCGAUACGGCCGAGACGGUACCUGUCAUUACGACCUCGGCAUUACAUUGACGAGUACGGCCGUGGACAAGUUCACGAAGUGAAUUAUAGUUUUAAAGAGUUCCGGUCGAGGUUGAGGAUUGUCACCCAGGCGAUGCAGCAGCAGGGAUACCAAUUGGGCAUUAUCGAGUACUGCCACUUACUGGACUGCGCGAGGGCCGGCGGUGACUUGAGUAUGGCGGAUGAUCUAUGGCGUCAGAUUGUCGCCCGGGAAGACCUGACGCCGGAUACGUGGACUUAUAACUGCUAUGUUGCCGCAAAGAUCGGAACCAUAGCUAUCGGGCGGGGCGUCCGCAUGUCCCAAUGGACGAUGCAGAGUCGGCAGACUGUAACUGCUAAGCGCAUGCGAGCGCUCGCAUCACAAAUGUACGCCCAAAUGAUCCGGGAGGCUGUGCAUCCCAAUAGCAUGACCUUCGAUCUCCUAGUCAUAGCCAUGUCUCGCGCGGGAGAUAUCGGGGGCGUAAAGGAGCUACUGAUGAAAGUCUGGGGUGUGAACGUCAAUGGCCUGGCGAGAUCCGAUAACAAUCUGGGUUCUGAACCACCUACCGUGUCCCCAGACUCGGUCAUAUAUCCCACGCAGCACACACUGGCCACGUUCUCAAUGUGCUUCGGUGCUAACAACGACAUCGAGACAGCGAUCAGAGUCGUCGACCAUAUCUCCCGCAGAUACAAAGUCCCAAUUUCACUACCCGCCUGGAUCAACCUACUGAACUGGACAUACGCUCUGACUCGCCCCCCCGCGCCGGUCAUGCCGGCUCGAUCCGUGCUGCAAACCUGGGAAACUAUGAGGGCACCGCCAUACAACGUUAACCCGACAAUAGAAAUGUACGACUACCUCGUCCGGUCUCUCAUCUCACGGCAAUACGUCUCCCCCGCAGAAGACAAGAUGAAAGAAGCGGUAGAGAUGUACGUCGACCUACUCGAGCGCUUCAUAGACCUCGACAGGAAGUACGACACCGUCGUCGGAGAAACAGACCUCGACACGGCGGUCCAGCAGACCGAGGUAUUGAAGGAUAUCGCCGUUGUCAAGAGGGAAUUACACCGCUUCCGAUCCAUGAUGCGGCGGUGGGUGGAGCUGUUGAUUCUGGGCAAGGGCAUGAACACAAAGUACACGCGCAGGAAGGUACCGGAUAUCGUGGCAGCGUGGGCCUACUUCUUGGGCGGGAAGGCGAUUUACACCAUUGACUCGGGAUACAUCGUGCUGGAGCUUGGGCAGGAGAGAGAGUGGACUCCUAUACCAAUUCGGCGAAGAAAGAGGCCGUGGAUGCCGUUGGGGACUGGGGCUAAGGAAGUGGAUUAUUUAGAUUAGAUGGGGGGUAUACCUAGAUUUCUCUCUUUUAUUGCCAUUGGGGUUAGUUCAGCUGUGCAUUUUUUUGCGUUUAGGUGAGAAAUUGAAUGGUCUCUUGAACCC
This is a messenger RNA of Tuber melanosporum (Perigord truffle), 1921 nucleotides long. RefSeq lists its product as uncharacterized. The record is from RefSeq and is a predicted model, not a curated record. Bases 407 to 1819 code for a protein of 470 amino acids. The transcript has a single exon. Lineage: Eukaryota; Fungi; Ascomycota; Pezizomycetes; Pezizales; Tuberaceae. Gene Ontology annotation, molecular function: protein binding.